CGCUUUGUCUGUCCAUCUUGCGAUAUCUCUCUCGCCCUGAAUGUGCUUACUUUUCGGAAUUGGGACCUGCACUGCUCUCUAACAGCAGCGGUUCUCCACCACCUCUCAAUUGCUCCUGUCUUUCAUACACAGCGGGAGAGUGAAAAGAGAAAUAGAUCGCUCUCGCACUUAACCCAGCCCUCCCCCCGUCUUCUACUUUGCAAAUUUACCAGGCGAGCGAUCCGCCCAGAUUAUGGCUUACUCGCCUGCUCCUCCAUCUCCACUUCAUAGCAGCGGUGCCCCAAACAUGUCUAACAAUAUACACUCCCGUGGACGCUCGACAAGUCCUCCGACCAGCGUGCCGCUCUCAAAACGGGACAAGCGACGCAGUGCGCUUCAGGAGCGUCUCCACGAUCUAACAGCCUCCUUCAGCCAGAACCGAGACACUCAGUUUCGGCAACAAUUGCAUGCCCUUCAAUGCGACAUGACCCUCAUCAACAAUGCGGAUCCGUACGAGCCGGGCCCGCUUCCCGACUCCGCAGACGAGAUUGCACAGCUGAUUGAGAAUACUGUCGGCGGAGGGAAAUUUGCCAAGGAGAUGGCUAGUCUGGCGGGAAUGUGGUAUUCGCGAUUCGUGCAGGAAGUAAACCAGGCCAAGGCCGAAAAGGAUGCAGAUUUAGCGAUGUUGGCAGGUCGUCAUACCAACAAUUUAGAAAGAUUUCGACGGGAAUAUGCGUUCCGCGUCCACUUCGCCGAAGAAGAAUACAAACACCUUGCAAAUACCCUCCGCGAGCGUCUCGUCCAGACCAUUACCGGCAAACGGGCCCGUCUGAUGCGGGAGAAAGAGCAGUUGGAUCUGGCUGACACCAACGCUCUGCUCCUGCAUCCGAACCAGUUCAGCAUCACCAAUCCUGCCAGCCCAGGCGGUGUCCACGGCAAUCGCAAGACGCGGCAUACUCGCCAUCGUGUUGAUCUUGAGCUCGGCGACGGAGCCAUGGCAGAAACUUUCAACAGGCGAAAGAGAAAGGCACCUGAGGAAGAAGUCGGCUCUCCGGUUCGCGACUCGGGCUUAUCAUCACAUCCGGCCGAGCGCGCAAAAGCUCAACUGGUGCAGCAACAGCAAGCGCCCGCAUACGCGAUCCAGAACCUCUUUACGGAAAAAGAGCUCAGUGCGCACGCGAACCACGCACAUGUAGCUACCGUACACUUUUUCUCAACCUCCAAACGUGCGGAUCAGCCCUCGGGUGCCGCCACCAACGGCAACAACACUGACGCGGAUGAGGGUUCCGGCGUCGACGGCACAGGCGCGGAAGACAACGGUACCCCGGCCACCGAUAUGGCUCGGACGGCCAGCCAAAACUUCCACGCCACGCGCUCGACCCGGGGGCACGGCAACCACGCGCUGAACGCCCUGGCUGAGCUCUCUGAUAAGCCGGCUGUGCGACCCAAUCUCCCCUACAACAUUCUGGCCAACUACCACGCGCGACCAAGCAACAACGGCGCUCCCCCGCUACCGCCGCUCAUGAACGAGGAAGUUGACGACGACUGGGCUCGCAUGGACCGGCUGCAUAAUAAGCCGGUCGGCUUCGUCGACAGAGGCCUGGCGCAGCUCCUUGUCGAGCCUAGUCCUGCUGAGGUGAAUGGCGUCCCUCAAAACCCCAACCGGUUCAACAUGUUGCAUCCGGACUUCCCGACGGACAUGGGGAUGCAUCUGUACCCUCUCUCCAAGGACACGGGAGAUGGGGUCUAUAGUAAUGAACGGGCCAAGAAGAGUAGAACUUAGCCCUUCUUUUGGUGUCUCAUGUUUUGACCUGACUUGAUUAUUCAAUCCCCACGAACCCAACCGCACAUAUGUCCACCACCGAACUAUACCUUUUGGCCGGUCAAUAUUGAUCGAAUCAACAUAUGCAUUGUUACCACCGCAUUGCACGAGUACCAAAGACUAUUUGGGAAUCACGACUUUUACCAUUACUUGCUACACCGGAUUCAUUGGCUUACUUUACACCUACUACUUCUGCCUACUACCACUUACACGCACGGAAAUACAACUAGCGGGAGUGAACACGAUUGCUUUCUUCCCAUCUUACUUCUGAUCUUAUUGGUUCUUUGUUUGAAGGCGUUUGGGACGACGAGAGGAGCACUUGGAUUCUUUUUUUUUAUUCUUUUUUUUUUUUUUUCUGUUUUGUUU
This is a messenger RNA of Aspergillus japonicus CBS 114.51, 2167 nucleotides long. Its product is annotated as Sds3 domain-containing protein. The record is from RefSeq and is a predicted model, not a curated record. Gene Ontology annotation, biological process: negative regulation of transcription by RNA polymerase II. Gene Ontology annotation, cellular component: Sin3-type complex. NCBI's taxonomy places the organism in Eukaryota, Fungi, Ascomycota, Eurotiomycetes, Eurotiales, Aspergillaceae. Bases 233 to 1762 code for a protein of 509 amino acids. Gene Ontology annotation, molecular function: histone deacetylase binding. The transcript is spliced from 2 exons.